UGUUCAGUUCAUGGAGAGCUUUUUCUUUGCUCUCCUCGCUGCUGCAGCCUCCCUGAUUUUGACUCUCACAUUUUUUUUAAACUUGUUUUGCUUUUCAAGAUAAAGAUUUUUAUUGAACGUUUUAUUAUAGUUUGUGGAUUUUUUGUGUCAAACUGGACAGAAGAGGCAGGAUGAAAGCGGGGAGGGAGGGGUAAAAUCCUUUCAUUUUUCCUAUUUUGUAAAGAAGUGAGCUCUUUUCUGUUGUAAUUUUCCUCCUAGACUUGAUGAGUUUCUUUUCUUGUGUUACAUUUAAGAAUUUUAAGAAAAUGCAUUUGUUUCUCAUAACUGAUGGACAGUCAGGUUCACAUUCAGAAAGUUGAGAAUGUAAAUAGAUUUGUUUACCAUAAAAACUUGAAUACAAAAUUGAUUGAAGGUUUAAAAAGCUGUUUUACUGCAGUAAAUGAGUAACUGUGUCUUCAGUGGAGCGUUUCCAGCAGGUUUCUGUUCAGAGCUGUGUCUGGCUGCACAGCAGUGUUUGUCAAAGAGGUAACAUUCCUCAGCUUCACUGAUUCCUGACAGCUCCUGGGGUUCAUCUACUGCAAACAGAAGGCUUCAUGAGCAUGCCAACAGCAGGCUGAAGCUCAGCACACACAAAGACCAGACUCGGUCGCCUUGUACCAGGUUGAAACAUUAUUUUUCAUCAAAAUGGUCGGAGGAGACUUUGGGCGAUUGUUUAAGCUGAGGGCUCUCCUCUUCCUGGCAUGCUCUGUGGGCGGCUUGCUGCUGAUGGAACAACACAGAGACGCAGAGGAUGACCCUGAGGUCAACAAGGCAAUUUUGGAAAUGCUACACAUCAAUAAGGUUUCAGCAAGCAGUCAAGCUAAAGUGCAUCCAUAUAUGAAGAGGAUCCAUCAGCAUCUGAAGUCGCUGGAAGCUCUCGACUUUGAAAGGGCAGAGGGGAUCCUGAUGCAGAGUUUUCGAAGUCUUGACGGUUCAGGUCAAGCUCCUCGGGGAUGGAUCUGGUUUAAUGUCAGCAGCCUGGACCCCCUAAUGCUGGGAGCAGAACUGGUUCUGUUCAGGAAAACGCUGCAUCCUGGUCCUCUGAGCUUGACGGUCACCCUCCACAGCACUGCUGGUUCACAGGAACAUCUGAGUGAAAGUCCUGUCCUGGAGGAGAGACAGCUGAUCCUGGACCAGAGACCCUCCUCUGGGUAUGAUGUGUUUGACGUGUCAGCUGUGCUGGCUGUGAAGCCCCCAGAGCUGCUGGGCUUCCAGCUUCGCUACACUGACGAGAGUGGGAGUCUGGUCCUCCAUGAGGCUCUGACACAGCGUCUGUACAGUCUGGAUGCAAGCUCCCUGAGAGAACCCUUACUGGUCUUCUACCAGACACAGCCUUUCCACUUUUAACUCACAUCACAGGCAUGAACCCUUUAGCACCGGAGCUCCACAGUUUAUGGUCUUUGAUUUACUGUAAUGUUUUCAUUGUUAACACAAUCAUUCCAGCAGAUUCUGAAGGAGAAGAGCACCUCAUCAAGCUGCUUUUCUCCUUCAGAAUCUACUGGAAUGAUCGUGUUAACGGUUGAAAAGUUACAGUAUGUUAAAGAUUUUGUGUUUAAGCGUCAACGCCUCAGGUGUUAAAGGGUUAAUUAUUCCUCUUGUCCAAUGGUGCGGUUCUGCUUUUGAAAAGUAUUUCAUGUGAGGAAACCUGAACUCUAAAAGUCAGAUGUUAUGUAAUGACUUACAGCAAAAGCUUUUAUUCUUUUUGAAGAGUGGAAAUGUUCUUUUAUGUUUCAAGACUUUAAUAAAUGUCAAAGAUAUCAUUCACUUUCCAAUGAUGCAUUCAUUCACUUAAAAGUAUGAAAAAGAGUGUUACCUGAAAAUGUAUGUCUGUUACAUGUACACUUACUGGUCGCUUUAUUAGCUUCACCUUCCUAGUACCGGUUUUGUCUUUAGAACCGCCUUAAUUCU
Messenger RNA from Oryzias melastigma (Indian medaka), 1947 nucleotides. RefSeq lists its product as uncharacterized. The record is from RefSeq and is a predicted model, not a curated record. The transcript has 2 exons. NCBI's taxonomy places the organism in Eukaryota, Metazoa, Chordata, Actinopteri, Beloniformes, Adrianichthyidae. The coding region runs from base 685 to 1386 and encodes 233 amino acids.